UUUAAAGAAAUUAUAUAUUUUUUAAAUUUUUUUUAAACAACUAUACAAAAUUACAAACACAGCUGUAUACUUGCGAACUCUGAUCAAUUCGCCAUCGAAGUUUGUUCAAGCAAACUCAAACACAAUUUCUGGUUCUCUCCGGCCGGCGAAAUCUUGAAACGGGUCGGGUCUAGUUUCCUCACAGCUCCACAAAAGUGUAAACUUUAUCUCUCACAAUCCACUUUAUUGAUUUCGCAGCCCUUUUAAUAUUCACAUUGGAUCUGGUUAAAUCAUUAGCCUUUCACUCUUUAAUUCCUAAAUUUUAUUAUUUUUACUUAAUUGGGUGUGUUUUAUUGGCCUUUAAUUGAAGAAUUUUGUGAGGCUUUGAAUUAUUAAAAUUGGGUUAAUUUUGAUAGUAAGUGUUUGAUUAGUUAGAGGAGAAGUGAGUCAUGUUCUAUGGUACAGUGGUAUGGGAUCCAUGGCUAAUUGUUGCCCAGAUUGUUGGUAUACAGUGUUUGUACUAUCUUACUCUUGGAGGUUUUUUGACAGUAUCUGUUGGGACUAGGGUGUCUCGAAUGAGUUUAGUGUAUUUCUUUGAUUACGCGACUGUUACUGCUUCUACGGGGACUGGUUGGUGUGUUAUUGCUUCGAUUUUGCUUUCGGCUGUCGGAGGCGCUGUUUAUUUGCUGUACUUGAUUGAGAGGGCAAAAAAGUGCUUAGAUUUUUCAGCCACUGUGUAUAUUAUCCAUCUCUUCAUAUGCAUUGCAUAUGGCGGCUGGCCUUCAUCAAUAACAUGGUGGGUUGUGAAUGGUACUGGACUUGCGGUCAUGGCUUUGUUAGGAGAGUAUUUAUGUAUUAAACGUGAACUGCGAGAAAUUCCCAUCACAAGAUUCCGUUCAAAUGUUUAAGGAGACCUGAACAGGCAAGCAAAGAUCAACUUGGGGCCAAGUGACAGUCCUCUUCACUUUGGAGAAGUUGCGGAUGAAAUCAUCGCAAGAUGCCAGAAUUCAUAAAAGUGGUCAUUAUCUCCCUUUUUUGUGCCAAGAGAAAUUGUGAAAUGUGAAGUUCCUAAAGAAGAUGAUUAUAGUUACAAAUUCUUUUAUUUCUAUUUGGAAACAUUUUUAACAAUGUGUGUGAUAUGGAGGUGCCCUCGCAAAGUUCUGUAUCUAGUUCUUUCUGCAGGCUCUGGCAAGAAAUAUAUUUCUUCUUUGUAAGCGAAAGCUCUAAUUGUUGUAGAUGCAUCUGCAUGAUCAAAUACUUCCGAAAACCCUUGAUCAUAUUUACAAGUUUACUAACUUGAUCUAAA
This is a messenger RNA of Daucus carota subsp. sativus, 1285 nucleotides long. RefSeq lists its product as uncharacterized. Lineage: Eukaryota; Viridiplantae; Streptophyta; Magnoliopsida; Apiales; Apiaceae. Gene Ontology annotation, cellular component: Golgi membrane; trans-Golgi network. The transcript is spliced from 3 exons. Gene Ontology annotation, biological process: Golgi to endosome transport; protein localization to Golgi apparatus; Golgi to plasma membrane protein transport. Bases 429 to 887 code for a protein of 152 amino acids. The record is from RefSeq and is a predicted model, not a curated record.